Molecule: messenger RNA, 3943 nt
Organism: Magallana angulata
Lineage: Eukaryota; Metazoa; Mollusca; Bivalvia; Ostreida; Ostreidae
Product: protein MMS22-like
Exons: 34
Coding region: 120-3521 (1133 amino acids)
Biological process (GO): replication fork processing; double-strand break repair via homologous recombination
Cellular component (GO): nuclear replication fork
Source: RefSeq, a predicted model, not a curated record
GACAUUCUGUCUCAUUGUACACGGCUACAUAGUUAAGAUUGCAGGUAAACGUGUAUUUAACACUUAAAUUCGAAUUUUCUCCGAUUAACCACAUCAGCAUAUUAUUUAUUGGAUCGGCAAUGAGUAUGAUGGAAUUCGAAGACAGUGAAGGUUUCCACCAUCUUAUCUCAGAGGAGAACAUGCUUAUGACACCACCCAGGGAAUCAGACUCGGAUGUGCUUAUGGACAUUGAAUUUUCAGAGCCUUAUGAAUGUUCUACUUGUAAAAAUAACACGGCUGAAAUGAGGAGAUACUUGAAGAGUGUAACCAGCGAGAGUUUUCCACAGAUUCCACACACCGUCGAGUUGUUUGACCAGGUGUUCAUUAAGGGUCACUUAAAGCAAAUGAACAGGAUAAAUGCUUUUAUGAUGAUGAGACAAUGGAUGAAUGUCAUUAGGAGUGCUGAUAAUACGAGUUAUGGAAAGAGCAAGCUUGAAUUCCGUCAGGACAUUGUGAAAUUUUUGGAGAUUAUCAAAUACAUCAUUGUAAGUGAUGGUGCAGAUGGAGAGACCUGUGAAGACCUAAUGAACGAAGUGUAUGGUGUCCUUCUCUACACCGAUAGGUUAUCAGACCUGGACCGAGACAUAUCUGAUCCUGAAGAAUACGAGAGUUGUUGUUUUCAUAGUCGACUAGAUAUUUAUGUUGGCAUUCUUAAAAUUCUGCAUGCUGUAGAGGUCAAAUCAAUAGAUUCCCCAGAGAGCAGCUUCCAGAGGAAAUGUGUUCCACAGAACCAGUACAGGGACCCUGGAUCAAGUUUCCUGUCCAUGGUGCAAUUGAUGGUUUGGGAGCUGGUGACACUGGCCAAGAAGAUGUAUACUCUGGCUUCUCUUCAAGAUCUGCCGACCAAGUCUCCGUUCCCCUGUCCCUGUGUUUUAGAGGUGUGGAAACAUGUCAAAAUGUUGGUGGAUCACGCCCAUCAGAGGAACCGCGGGGAAGAGUUGUUCUACGUGCUUCUUUUUGACAUUAUCAAAAGGCUUCUUCAAGAACCAGACCCUAAAGAUGAGGAGAUUGACUCUGAUGUUUUUGAGUGCCCGCCUGGGGAUCUCUUUGGAGAAGACAAUGCAGAAUUCUGUCUGUGGAUUCUUGUUCACAUCUCAAAAAUGGCAACAGCUCACAACACACAGCAGAAUUUUGGUCAAAAAGUUGUGGAGAUAAUAUCAUCUGUACUUAAAUCAUGUUUGUCAAAAGAGAGUAUUACAGAGGCCCAGCUUCGUUUUUUGGUCAGUAUGUGUCAUGAUCUGCCCACAGAUACAAGGGCAGGAAUCCUGAUUCUUCUGUGGGAGUUCUUCUACAAGAAGAUGAACAGCAGUUUUUCUUUGAAUACCAAGAGUAUUGAAUCAGUCCGAAGACUUUGUAAAAGUGCAGGCCAACAGAUAGAACUGUGUUGCAGAAUCAGCAAUGGUGAAAGUAAGGUGGACGACAAUAGUUACAUCAGGUUUCUUUGUAUUCUUUGUCAAACUCUGCAGGAGAAAGGGAGUCUGUCAUCAGAAUGGAAACAGAUGAAGGGAAGGAUAUUUUCAAAAUUCCAUGUCCGUCGUAUGCAAGAACUUACAGACACAGGUUUACACAACUUCUUCUGCCUUUUUUUGAGCUUGGCCAUUACAGCAGACACAGAAGAUAUAAUUUUAAGGAUGUGCAAGUUCAGUGACGCGGUCCUGGGUAGUGAAGUCUCCUCUGUCAGGGUCUGUCUCCUGAGGGGACUCUUUGCUGCUGUCUUGUUGUAUAUACAGAGAAACAUCAGUGUGGAAAGUUUGUCAGAAAAGUUGGUCAGCAUCUUCAAUAUGGCUUCCAUAGACCUAGGUCAGGAUGAAUUGAGGCGUUACAAUCAUUGGACUGUGGUGUGUGCUUAUGUAGAGCAUGUUGCAGAAGUUUUUGAAAGAAGCAUUGAUGUGGAACUGUCUCAGCAUUUAUUUAUUGGGGAGGGAUUUGGAAAACUGAUGGACACCUGUAAAACUUCUGAAGUCAGUGGCUUGGUCAUCACAUUGCAGGAAAUUCUCUCCAAGUUUAGAGAUAUUAUAAAAAGAGGCUUCGUCAUGACAGCAGGAAAUUCAGCGAUGUAUUCCGCAGUGAUGUCCAACAUUGCCCCGCCCCUGAGGACACUCUGUUGCAGUCAGACAGCCCCAGAACCAUGUGCUGACCUCCUGGCAGCUUUGUGCUUAGUGUCAAUGGAAUGUAAAACAGAAGACUUUGUCAGCAUCUUUAACUUCUCCACCAGUGAUUCAGUAAACAAGAGCAUCGCCAGUCGCUUUCUGUCCCAAGUUCUCUCCGUGGAUGGAUUUGUACGGAGGUUGUCGGAGCACUGCUCGUCUUAUGAUGUAACCCUGAUUCAGGCCUGGGUCGCGUCCUCCAUACUGGUCCCCCAAACUCCCCUCAGACUCAGAGACUUUCUCCAAGUCCCCGCGGUGAGUGAGAUGUUUACAACCAGUGGUCUGGAUCCUCCAGAAGACGGACAGAUCAUUCACUUUAUACAGGCAAUCAAGAAAACUUAUGAUAAAACCACGGGCUGGAAAGAGAGGAUAUGUCUGAGGGAUAAAGUGAUGCAGUAUUUUGUGGACAUUCACAAACAGAUAGCUCCUGUGGUGCAGGCCCUUCAACCAGUCGAUGUCCUGCAGAAUGUAUACGCUGUACUGGGGUACCUAGUGAAGCACUGUGCCCCUGUCUUAUUUCUUCAGUCAAAACCAGACUGCCCCCUCCCCAACAUACUGACAGCUCUAGUUGUCCCACACUUCAUGUUCAAUGCAGACAAACCUCCUAAAUCAGCCUUCCUCAACACUGUAGGUGCAUACCUGCACCAGUUUGUGAUCGGCCUCUCCAAGCUUGAAUACAGGCGGGCCACUUAUGUCAACAGAAAGCUGGGAGAUAUUGUUUCCAUUUAUCUACCAAAGCUCUGGAGUUCCUCCAUGGGUCCUUCAAGGCAACAUCCACUUGUGUUGUCCUUAAAAUCCACGUUCGUAAAGAAUCCUUCAGAUACAGAUGUUGCCUUCAGACAUUUUGUGUUGGAACUUGUGUGUGAAAAAUUCUUGCAGUUUGAUUAUCAGGCAUACAACCCUCACCAGCAAUAUGCCAUCAAAUAUCUGGUGGAAGUGGUCAAGCACACAACAGACCCAAAAGUUAUUGAGAGUGACUGUAGAAUUAUUCUGUACCCUAUCCUGAAAGUGGAGCUACUGAUGUCUUCCCAGCAAUCUGAGCUUCUACUCCUGAGUGUGAUGGAGGCUGUGUGUCUAAGUCAGAGGGACUCAAACAUAUCAAACAUUUGUACGAUUUUGUCCAAAUUCAUUGCUGAUCAUAAGAAGGGUCAUCUGGAGGCUUUAUUCAACCUGCUACAGAAAUUACCCCCUAGAUGUGGCCCCUACAUUUCACAGAUUAGCUCUCAACUACAGCAUUGUUUGAUAGAAAACGAGUCAUUUAGAGGGGUGGGGAGGGAUAAUACUGUCAGGUCCAAGUAUUAUAAUUUGAUGAAGCAUUUCAAUGUGGGAUCCUAAUUGUGAAAAAGAGCGAGUUACUCAAAUUAAGACUGCUUGAUGUGAUGGAGAGCCUCAAGAUCACAUAUAUUUGGUCUGGCCAUGUAAUAGUGCAAACCAGAUAUUGAAAGCUUCCUGUGAAGACUUUUAUUAGAAUGUCAUUGUGGCUCAAUCCACACAUUUGAAUACCAAGUGAAUGAACUAACCAAAUCAUUGGAUAAUUAGAGUCUACAGAUGCACCUAGUUCUUUGUAAACUGUGACCAAUGAAUAUACCUGGUAACCCGUUACAUGGAUAAAAUCUUUGUCGUUGGUUUUACAUGACGUCCUAGCUUGUUUGCCUUGUUAUUAAAGAUGCACUGAAAAAUGCAACUUUUGUACUGUACUGUAUGUGCGAUAUUGUUUUUAUAUAUAUUUAUAUUUUAUUAAAUCAAGCAAGACUGUG